AUGAGGUCCUUCGUUUCUCUUCUUGCUUUUCCCGCUUCCUCGCUGGCUGGAACCGUGCUGUGGAGCGGCAUCUUCAAUUCUUCUGCAACCGUUGAGGACUUUGAUGAUUGGUCCUGGUCGAACCAAAUUGAACCGUGGCAAUGGUACAUUCAUGGCAGUGGCAAAACGAGCGAAUAUCUGGGCCUGUCCUCCGACUUCAAGAACCCGGCCGACACCAGCGACGCCCAGGGGGUCCGGAUCACCAUCGAUGGGACCUCCCUCUGGGAAGGACAGACCAUGGAGCGCUCCGAACUCAUCCCCCAGACCACCGCCAAUCUUGGCUCAGGCCAUCUAUACUAUCACUUCUCACUGUCCACCAAGACGACAAAUGCCCCCGACGCCUCCUUCGAACACCAGAUUGCAUUCUUCGAGAGCCACUUCAUUGAACUCCAGUAUGGCGCGUCCGGCACAUCCGAUAACACCCUGCGCUGGAACGCAGGCGGCAAAACAUACUGGUCGGUUCAGCUGGAGGCGGGCAAUUGGUACAACUUCGCCUACGAUAUCGACUUUACCUCACAGACGGUCGGUCUCUGGGCGUCUAAUGGCUCCGAUCCCUUGACUGAGGUAGUCUCGCCCGUCAGCGCAUCCACCUCUUCCAACUCGGCGGACUGGCACGUCGGCCAGCUGCGCCUGCCCAACGGGGGAGGCUCCAACGACGCAGCGGAAGACUGGUUCUGGUCUGGCAUUUAUGUCGAGGAGGCACCUAUCACAAAGGAGAUUGGUUCUUCCGGCUCGUCCGGCUCUUCCCGUGCUUCGAGUGCUUCCAGCUCUUCGACUACCACCUCCUCCACCUCCCAAUCAAGCUCCCUGGGAUCUUCCACCAGUACUACAGGGCCCGCUGCUACCAUCUCAGCUUCGUCCAAGGAAGCCUCUGCUACACAGACGGAUGUCUCAACCGCAGUGCACUCCGUCGUUCCUUCAAAGACGAGCGUCACCGUCUCAACAGCCACCUCAGUCGCAACCACAACCCCUCAGGCUAUGACAUCGGCUGCAACUCCUGCCCUCAACACUGAUACGGCCACACCCACUGGACCUUCUUCAGCAAAGCUCCCCACCCCCACCACUGCCGCACAGCUUCUCGCCGAGAUUCAGGCUCUGUUCCGGUCCCUUGUUUCUCGUCCCAACAGCGUGCACGCCCGCGACUUUGCCCGCCGUAGGUAG
Molecule: messenger RNA, 1200 nt
Organism: Aspergillus thermomutatus
Lineage: Eukaryota; Fungi; Ascomycota; Eurotiomycetes; Eurotiales; Aspergillaceae
Product: glycoside hydrolase family 131 protein
Exons: 3
Coding region: 1-1200 (399 amino acids)
Source: RefSeq, a predicted model, not a curated record